Messenger RNA from Labrus bergylta (ballan wrasse), 1351 nucleotides. Lineage: Eukaryota; Metazoa; Chordata; Actinopteri; Labriformes; Labridae. The record is from RefSeq and is a predicted model, not a curated record.
AUCCAGCUAAUCAAGAAGAAGUCUAAAAACUACAUUCAGUGGAUGGGCGGUCAGACCAGCGCUCAAAUGGAUCAGGAACUGAAUGAUCUAAAUGAGGAGGAGAAGAAGCUGGACGAGUUGAUACAAAGCUGUACGUGGCAGGUUCACCAGAUGUGUGAGAACCAUCAAGGUCAAAGAUUUGCAUAUUUGACUUAUGAGGAUGUCCGAAGAUUACCAAAUUUGGAAGAACAGACUGUGAUUGUGAUCAAAGCCCCUGCAGAGACCAAACUGGCGGUGCCACACCCAGAAGAGAGCCUACAGGUCCACCUUUGCAGCACACAAGGGCCCAUUGAAGUAUUCCUCUGCUCUGACGACCCCGGCGUACCGAUGGAAGACACACUUGGCCCUUUAGUAAAUUGCAGCAGCUUAAGCUCGACCAACGGCACUGCCUACUCUACCUCUGGAAUCAACAGUAUCUGCAACCCGCUGUCCGCGACAACAAAACACUCGUCACCAGUCUCUGACCGCCCUGUUGACACAAUGACCAUACCUCAUGUUUCCCCAUCUGAAGAUGAGCAAAGUUUUGUCUGUCUUACUUCACCUGUAGCCUUCUCUGUUGAUGGAAAGGAGUAUUUCCUGAGCCUGGCUAAGGAUGAAAACAUCACUGACCUCUUCAACUCUGCUAACUAGAACAAUCGACCCCCCUUCUGUAAACCGCUGUUUACAGUAGAAAGGACAUCCUGCCACAUACACAUCAUCAAGGGCAAACUGAAAAACAAAAACAUAUUAAUAAUGUAAAUAUGUUCCUUUUUAUAUUCACUUUUGCCUAUCCACAACAGUUCAACAAGGAUUUAUUGACACUUGGGUAUUUUGUGCUGUUGGUGUUUUUUUAUUUUUCAAAAGUGCUUUUGACAAACAUAUCUGCAAGCCCUCCUUAAGUGUCUCACAAUGUCUGGGCUUUGAAGUCUCAACACAGGGUUACUCUAGACCCCUGUGAUGGUUUGAAAGACUUUUCAGAUGACAACUGAUCAGGAUCACAAAGAAGUUGAUUUUGACUCCUCUCCAAAUGGCCAUAAUCACAAUCACCUACUCGUACAUAGUACGCUCUUUACUGAUCGGUAUCUUGUAUAACCAACCCUACAAUACAUGAAUUAUCAACUAUUUUCCAAGGUAGCUUCUUUUUAUACGCUGAUAUGCCACAUACAGUAUUCCUUUGUGUAUCUGAACAGCAAAGCAGUUGCCAAGUUUUCUAUAUCGGUUUCUUUGUUAUUGUGUAUAAAAAUGCAGUAAUUCACAAUAGAAUAUGAUUUCCUUGUUGUUUUACAGCAGUUAUGUUGUUCUGCACAUAUAAACACACUUUUGGUUGAACAUA